UAACUUAACUGCCAUGUAAAUAAUGAUGUAAAUAAAUGUAAAUAAACUGCCAAUUCCUAGUAUACAAUACCAAGGAUCUGCAAAAUGCAUAUGUCUAGUAUCACCUUCAACCAGUCCAGGCACUAAGAGGUGCUGCUGUGUUAUCAAACCAAAUGCAUAACAGCACGAUACACAACAACGGCACCAAUCACAUGAUCAAGAUAUCACCAAUCUUUGUAAAAAUAAUUUGAACGAAGGCUCGAGUGGAGUUUGAACCUGUCAUUAAAAAACGGAUGCCAAUGAAAUUCAUACUGUGAUCUUUAUAAUGGGGGAAACUAUUGCUGCUAUCUGUCUGGAAGCCUGCAGUUGGCAGGGCAGAGUUGUUGGACAGGCGCUUCGUCCGUCCACCCGCCCAUUUCCUCGGGUAAAAUUUAAAAUAUAGCAUACAUUCCUUACGUCGGCUAUACGAACAAUUCGUGCAAAAACAACUGUUAAAUCCAGUGUUUUAACGGCACUAACUGAAACACACCGAGCUAACGCGUAUGCUUUAGUGGUCCUGCCAAUCUCAGGUGUAUGUUACUCAGUUAACGUUAGCUAAUUUGCUAGCAGAAGAUAUUAACACAUCCUAAACGUGAACCUCAGAUAUUUUAUUAAAUUCUCCCUGAAGCCAGAGUCUAUUUACGUACGGAUCGUAACACAAAUCAAAAGGAAAAAAAACAUGGCCUCCCGAAGAAAAGGCGAGAAGAAAAGAAAGACGGUGUAGCUAACUGAAACAAACAGGCAGCAACACUUGGAUGCAGAGCCAUCAGAUGGCAGCACCAAAGAACAAAUGGCAUGCAAAAGGAAGAUGAAACCACAGAAAAAAUAUAUAGGCGCUCACGUCUCAAUUUCAGGAGGAAUAUGGAAAGCAGUGGAGUCCAGUGUGGCCAUGGGAGGUCACGCUUUUGCCCUUUUCUUGGGCUCUCAGCGCUCCUGGACAAGACCAGUCCUUGAUUCAAAGGCUGCAGUUAAAUUUCAACAAGCCUGUGCAGAACAUGGCUUCGAUCCAGUACACAUCCUGCCACAUGGAUCUUAUUUGAUGAACUGCGGUUCUCCUAAAGAAGAUGUGUUCAGUAAGAGCCAGGCUAUGCUUGUGGAUGAGCUGAGUCGCUGCGAUGCAUUGGGCCUCAGCCAGUUUAACUUUCACCCUGGAGCUGCUAUGGACUCCAGCCCUGAGAAAUGCAUGGAGAAAAUCGCCCAAGCUAUUAAUCAUGCACACCAGCAAACCCCUGCUGUCAUUACAGUGCUUGAAAACAUGAGUGGUCAGGGCAGCACCAUCGGUGGGCAGUUCAGUGAACUAAAAGGCAUAAUCGACCGAGUGCGUGACAAGUCACGGGUCGGGGUGUGUCUGGACACUUGCCAUGCUUUUGCUGCAGGCUAUGACAUUUCACCACCGGGAGGAGUGAACAAUAUGCUUGAUGAAUUUGACCGCGUGGUUGGGCUGCAUUAUUUAAGAGCUGUUCACUUAAACGACUCUAAAGGGAAAUUAGGCUCCCACCUGGAUCGCCAUGAAGACAUUGGACAUGGCCAGAUAGGUAUUACAGCUUUCCGAGAAAUUGUAAACGAGCCUCGACUGGAUAAUAUCCCUCUGAUUCUAGAAACUCCCGGUCGCCAGGGUUUCGAGUAUGCUGAACAGAUAGAGCUCCUGUACUCCCUUUGUGAAAAAAAGGUGAAGAAAUAGACAUCUACUAGGUGGAUUAAACCUUGUCCUGCAUUUUAAUCAA
This is a messenger RNA of Danio rerio (zebrafish), 1742 nucleotides long. The record is from RefSeq and is a predicted model, not a curated record. NCBI's taxonomy places the organism in Eukaryota, Metazoa, Chordata, Actinopteri, Cypriniformes, Danionidae.